Chenopodium quinoa (quinoa) is the source of this 3620-nucleotide messenger RNA. Its product is annotated as receptor-like protein 12. Gene Ontology annotation, molecular function: protein binding. The coding region runs from base 527 to 3457 and encodes 976 amino acids. NCBI's taxonomy places the organism in Eukaryota, Viridiplantae, Streptophyta, Magnoliopsida, Caryophyllales, Amaranthaceae. The record is from RefSeq and is a predicted model, not a curated record. The transcript has 2 exons.
AUGAUUGAUUACAUCAUAAAUAAAUUCCAAGUUGCAAGAACACACAGACAUAAUUACAGCAAAGUAUAUAACUUUUGUUUCAUACAUCAGUAGUGUAAACUCAGCACUACCUGGAAUUUACAUUCACAUGUAUCUUUUAGAAUGUUCUGAAUAAUUUUUGUAACGAUAAGAAAGAGUGUUACGUAGUAAGAACAGUGAAUAGUUUUGAGCAAGCAAAUGGCUAUUUCCGCGUAAUAAUGAACAAGUGAGGAUAGCUAGAUAAUAUAGAACUUUGAAAACGAAAUUCUAUGAUGUGUUGAAUAACAUGUCCUCAGAAAAUUAGGAUGUUAACAGCUAACUACUCUUUGAAAUUAGUAUAGAAAUUUAAAAACGAAAUAUUAUGAUGUGUAGAAAUACAUUUCCUAAGAAAAUUAAAAUAAUAACAGCUAACUACUCUUUGCAUUUAUGAAUAAAAAAUUGCAAUUUCAGCUGAGACUCCAUUGCAUUUGAUAUUUGUUCCCUAAUAAAAUUUACCAAACCAGAAGCCAUGUUUCCUAUGCUUAAAUGGUGUCUCUGCUUAAUCUUAUUUUUUAAUUUGAACGCUAGAGUUGCGUAUUCAUCAUCUUACCAUAGAUCUUUAUCAUCCGAGCAGUACCAUGAUGAAGAAAGAGUUGCAUUGCUUGGCUUUAAAACUUCCUUCACCCUUGAGCCUGAAUCCGAUAAUUGUCCAAAUGCCAAAUCAAAGACAUCAACAUGGAAUAAAGAUGGCAACUGUUGCGAAUGGGAAGGUGUUGCAUGUCAUCCACGAACGCAUCAUGUCAUUGGGCUUGAUCUUAGUUGCAGCAAACUUAGUGGAAGCAUUGACUCUAAUAGUAGCCUCUUCCUCCUCAAUCAUCUCAAAAGCCUUAAUCUAGCCUUUAAUGAUUUCAACGACUCCAGUAUAACACCUCAAUUUGGCAGGUUUCCACUGUUGGAACACCUUAACCUUUCCAGCUCCCGUUUUGCUGGGAAAAUUCCUGCUCAGAUCGCCCAUCUUGCUCAACUAAACUCUCUUGAUCUUACCAAUAAUUUUGUUGAUCUAGAACUUCCAAUAUUCAAGAAAAUUAUUGACAACCUGACGGAGCUAAGGGAGCUUCAUCUCAGCAAUGUGAACAUCAAUUCAGCAUUGCCACAGUCAAUAGUGAACCUCACAUCCUUAAGAUCACUUAAGCUUCAUGAAACCAAUUUGCAAGGAGAAUUGCCAAUUAAAAUUUUCAACUUACCACAUCUGAGAGUACUUGAUAUUGGUAAUAAUUGGCCUCUUCAGUCAAGUAUCUUAGAGAUGUACAAUUGGAGCAGCCCUUUCGAAGUCAUGGAUCUUACUGAAGUCACUUUCAGGGGAAAAUUACCCUCCUCCCUUGGUCAAUCUCAUCAUCUGAGGGAACUAUCUUUCUCUGGCUGCUUCUUUGAUGGGGAAAUUCCAAAAUGGGUGUGGAACACCACAGAGAAGAUCGACUUACAGAAUAAUCAUUUCAGAGGUAACCUCCCUUCUUCAAUCAAUACAAGCAAAUUAUCAAGUCUUUACUAUCUAAAUCUAGAUUUCAAUUUCCUCGAGGAAAGAAUACCACCAUGGAUGUUCAGUCUACCAUCCCUGAAAAGUUUAAGCCUCGUCACUAAUCAAUUCACUAGUCUGCCUAGUGAAGUUUUUAACAACAGUAAAGAGCCACAGUUACAAGAAUUGGAAUUGGAGGGUAACAAAUUAGAAGGAUCAUUCCCACAAUGGAUUUCACAAUUUGUACACCUUGAGCAUUUCGAUAUCUCAUCCAAUAACUUGAGUGGCGUGGUGCAGCUAGAUUUGUUGACUGGUCUCCACAAACUCCAGUUACUCAGCUUAACAGAUAACAAACUCUCAGUGAAUACAAGUAUCACUGUCACAAACAAUGGUUCAACCACUGCCUGGCCUAACCUAACUUUCCUAGGUCUCUCCUCUUGCAACACAGGUGAGUUUCCUGGUUUCCUAAAAGACCAGCUAAAACUUAAAUCCUUAUACUUGUCCAGAAACAACAUUCAUGGCGACGUACCCAAGUGGCUUCAAAACUUAGCAGAGAUAUCAAAUAUGGAUCUUUCACAUAACUCGCUUUCUGGAGGUUUAGAACAUCUUCCUUGGGAGAGCUUACAGGACAUUGACCUCUCCUUUAACACUCUAAAAGGACCACUUCCACUUCCAAAAGCAUCUUCCACCAUUAUUUCAUUUUCUGCUUCAGAUAAUAGUUUCACAGGCCCCAUUGAUGAAUCAAUUUGUAACCUGAAAUACCUUAAUCUCCUGGAUGUAUCAAGCAACAGAUUGGAAGGAGAAAUUCCUCGUUGUUUGGGAAACUUUAGCAAUUCACUUGUUAUAUUGAAUAUGAGGUCGAACAGCUUCCAUGGCACUCUACCUGCAUACUGGGGAACAUGUGAUGGUGAGUAUACAUUGAAAUAUCUAGACUUUAGUGACAAUCAAUUGCAAGGGUUGCUACCACAAGAUAUGGCACGCUGUACAAGCCUAGAAUUUCUUAGUGUUGCAAACAACAAAUUUAAUGAUACAUUUCCCUCAUGGUUGGAUACUCUCCCAAGCCUGAAAGUACUAGACUUACAUUCAAAUAGUUUCCGUGGUCAUAUCAAAGGCUCAAAGGUAGCACAUCCAUUUUCUCUGGUCCAGAUUCUCGACCUCUCCAGUAAUAAAUUCAGCGGAAGAUUGCCAGCAACAUACAUAAAAAAUUUCAACGCAAUGAUUAAUACCAGUGAGCCCUCUGGGGUUUUACAGUAUAUGGGAGGUAUCGGUUACAAGUACUCAAUUAUGCUAGCAUUCAAAGGUUUGCAGACUAAGUAUGAGAAGAUCAUCACUACCCUUGUGGCUUUUGAUCUUUCAUCCAAUGCAUUUGAAGGAGAAAUUCCCGAUUGUAUUGGUCAGUUGGUCUUGAUUCGGGGCCUUAACCUCUCACACAACAGGCUCACAGGGCCAAUCCCUCCAACAAUCAGCAAUUUGAAGUUGCUCGACUCCUUGGACCUUUCUUUCAACAUGCUUAUUGGGGAAAUUCCUCAGGAAUUGGUGAGUUUGACAUUUAUGGGAGUCUUCGAUGUAUCAAUGAACAACCUAGUGGGUCCCAUACCUCAUGGAAACAAUUUUGACACAUUUCCAGCAGAAUCAUACAUGGGUAAUCCUGGAUUAUGUGGAUUACCAUUGCCAGAUUGUGGAGAAGAUAACAGGCCGAAGUUAGAUCCUUCAGUUACCGAAACAAAUGAUGAUGAUGAUAUUGAAGAUGGAGGCAUGUUGUCAGAAUGGAAAAUCAUCCUGAUUGGAUAUGGUUUUGGUACGGUGGUGGGGAUGGCUUGGGGAUACUAUAUGUUAUCAGUUGGAAAACCCUUUUGGCUAGCUAAAUUAGCUCAUAGGAUGGAGCUGGCAACUAUUCAAUUUUCUGGGAAGCUAUUUGGAAGACGAGCAAGAAGAGCAAGGAAUUGAAGAGAAUGAUGAACUGAUAUAUAAAGAGGCUACAAUACCUUGCCAACUGGAGAAUGAGAGAAGCUAUCCCAGGAUGCAUAUGCUCGUAUAUUCAUCGCUGCAAAAGAUCAUGUAAUAGAUUAGCUUAAACUAUUGUAUUUCCAUAUUAUAUACAAAGUACUCC